Molecule: messenger RNA, 443 nt
Organism: Priapulus caudatus
Lineage: Eukaryota; Metazoa; Priapulida; Priapulimorpha; Priapulimorphida; Priapulidae
Exons: 3
Coding region: 18-443 (141 amino acids)
Source: RefSeq, a predicted model, not a curated record
GGAUCAUUAAGGCCUGCAUGGUAGCAGAUUUUCAAGAGUGGCAAAGCAAUCGUGCAGGCAAAAGAAGGAGGACACAAGGAGGGGCCGGGCGCUCAGAGGACCUGGACGAGCUGGAGGAGCGUGUGCGAUCCCUCGUACAGGCCACACGGGUCGCUGAAGGGGCUCAGGUCGGAGUCACUCUCCCUCUACCACCAAAGGACCUCAAGAGGUUAACCGAAGCGUUAUCCUGUGUGAUGUGCAAAGGGCCAGUUCAGAAACCAGUGGUUUCUUCCUGCUGCCAGUCACUGCUGGGCUGCAAGGCAUGCUUGGACAGUUGGUGGGCUGGGAGCAGUGGCUGCCCCAAGUGCAACUCCGAGCAGGGGAGAGAGGGUCGACUUGACCUAAAGGGCCUCGAUGACAUUUUUGCCAUGCUGUUGCCCAUCACAGGAGCAUUAGACAGCUAG